Racocetra persica is the source of this 3344-nucleotide messenger RNA. Lineage: Eukaryota; Fungi; Glomeromycota; Glomeromycetes; Diversisporales; Gigasporaceae. The record is from the annotation of a GenBank genome assembly.
AACAUAUUCAAGUUGGUCACAAAUGCUUGGAAAUUUUCAAUAGAAUCAUGUUGGGAUGUCCACCUGUAAAUGAAAUUCCUAAACAUACUGAUCCUAUGAUAUCUACUAAAGAAAGCCCGUUACAAAAUUCACUGCGGAAAAAUUUGUCAAAAAGUUUUUUAAAUGAUGGGGGUUUAUAUCACGCACUUCCAUUAUUUUCUAUAAUUGAAAGAGGUAAAGAACAGAGACAUUAUGUAGAGAGAGUUUCAAACUAUCAAAUGUCACAGGAUUCGAUCGAAUUGCAAGAGUUGACAUUGUCAUUUCUUUUAAGACUGUUAAAGACACGAAUAAAAAGCGCUGAAGUCUCUUGGAUGGAAGUUAACUUGUUAGAAAGAUCUUCAGAAAAUAAUAAUAAUAAUAGAUUAGUUGCGGCAAUUGCAUCAUUUAUCAAACGUACUGACAACUUGAACAUCUCAAUAUUAUCCUGCGAGUUGUUGACUUUACUUUUUGAGUUAGCUAUAAAAGCGUUACCAAAAUGGACAUCGUUAGGUAGUCUUCUUGGAAGUGACUCUGAAUCAAAAAAUUUGAUAAAUAUUUUUCUACAUAGGCUUAAAACGGAGGUUCAAGCACCAACUCUUCAGGUUGCCAUCUUAAAUUUUUUCACUAUUUCGACUCACGCACAUAUUGGGUUAAUUAUUCAGGGAUCCCAUAUUUUCUCCGAUGUAUUUGACCGUAAAGGCAAAUCCAAAGCUACGGACGUUACUUCUUUUGAUUCUAUUAUUCGAAUUGUUCUCGAUUUUCUACAAGAUUGGGAAAAUCUUCAGCAAGAAAAACCGUUUUUAUUACUAGCUACAAUACGAUUCCUUGAUGUAUUAUGGGAAAAUUCUCGGAAUUUUGAUAAAAGUAUUUUGCAAACAUUACGGGAAGAUAAUAAGUUUUGGGACAAUUUAGCAGCAAUACUUUUUGGGGAUUUGGAUACAAAAAUACAACCACAUAAAGUUUUCGAUUUAGUUCAAGAUCAUCUUAUUAGUGAUGUUAAUAAUAUGGUGGCACAAGUAUGUUGCCAUCUUAAUAUUAAAGCUCGGGUGCUGCGAAUAUUAGCGCAUGAAAUUUAUAUUCUGACAUCAUUUAAUGGUUCGAAAGAUGCCAAUGAUUUUCUCAAAGCCAUUCCUUCAGGCGGUUUGAGAACAAUUUUUGCGGAAAUUAAGGAUUCAGAUAAGCUUACAACAUGGCUUAAAGAUUUUACACGUAUUGACUAUGAUUCAACAAUUCAACGUUCUCUUUAUGACAUUAGAGAACGUAGCUUUCCUUGGCUCAAAUUACAAAGACUGACCAUUGUUUGUUGGAAUGAGGAUUAUGAUUUAAGUCAUAUUUAUGGUGACAAUUACAUGUAUGAUAUUAAUUUAGCAAGGAAAUUAUUAAGCCUUCGCAAUAAUUCACCAGAUUCUGAAAGAUUAUUGCAUGCAUUAUGUAAAGAAAAUCAUCAUUGGUCCCGGAUAGAUGCGCAAGUUGUGUUGCUCAGGUCAUGGAAAUAUCUUAUGGAAGCAGCUUCUGAUAGGUUGGCUGGUGUCUUUUGGACGUUGAAAAACAAAUCCGACGUUUCUUGGCCGAUUUUGAAAGGUAUUGCGGAACGUAUUGAAGAAGAAACGCGCGAUGGGCAUAUCAUAAUGAUGAUGAUUCGUGAUGACUUGGCUUCUUUACUGUUACGCUUAUUGGAACGAUUGUCGACUUCUGAGGAAUCCUCUAUUCCAGAUCACACUAUACAUUAUGCUGAAUUAAUCAAUCUAUUGCACAAUGGAAUAAUGAGUGUAAUUUUUCCUAUCCGUGACUCUGUUUUAGAACGUUCUACACCGCCGUUUCAUCGACCGCUUUUACAAUCUCUAUUAUUAUGCCUUCGCGCACUUCACAAUAGCCCUUUAUCACGUGAUAAGUCAAUCUUACCAGGAUUUCAGUCUACUUGCCGUUCUCUCCUUACCGAAAUUAGCGCUUUGCUGGAAUCGCUUAUGAGCAGGAAAGUAAAUGAUAAUGCUAUUGAGGAAGACAUUUUGACAUUGGUCGCAAUCCUGGAAAAACUUAUACAUCCAUUAUGUAACCCGUAUCCUACUGUCUGGCUCAAGAUUCUAGAAGACCAUCAUAUAAUUCAAUUGCUCCUCAACACAUUUAACUACUCUUUAUCUUUGCCAUGGAAAGAUCGCGCAAUAUAUACCGAUAGCGUGAUGUAUUUUCUUUUAUCGCUGGCAAAUGUUCCAGUUGCAGCGAAGCAAUUGUAUCAUGAUGGAAUAAUGACAGAGUUUUGCAAUAAUAGGUUGUCGCAAGCUUUGCAAAAAGGGGAUGUUCAACCAAAUUCAAAAGAAGAUCGACAUCAAGUGUGGUGCUUUAUGUUGGCAGUGGUAACAAGUAUAUUAUGUACGAUUGAAAGUAAAGAAAAGGCCAAUUAUUUGAGAAACGUAGUAGGCUUUGUCAAUCUUUUCAAUAGUCAAAUCCUUCAUGCAAUGACGUGUGAACUACCAAUUAACAUGCCAUAUCUAGAGGAAAUUCAACGUACAACAAUGUUAUUUCAUCAAUUGGCACUUCAUAUAGGACCACCUGGUGAAAUUGAAAUUUCUCGCUAUUAUGAAGAAUCCUUAACAACACUUUUAGCCAAGAUUAACUAUCUUUUUACUCAUCCAAAAACUACUUCUCUGAUGGUGUUACCGUUGACACCUGAUGAAAAAGAACAAUCAGCCACGCCUGUUUCGGAUGGUAUAAAGUCUGCAUUCCAAAAAGCCAUGCCACAAGUAAAUGUUACAUCUCCCGGUCCUUAUGAAAUGAACAGGUUCAUGCAACGUGUUCAGCAAAAACUUUUAAUAAUUACACGUAAUAUUUUGGCUACCUUUAUUCAUUUGGCCAAUUCUAAGGAUGUUCUUACCAUGUCUAUACCGAUAUGGUCGGAGCAACGUAUAUACUUUGAACCAUUGAUAAAAGGUUCAGAUGAUGAGCCUGCAACUAUUGCCACCUUAUUAGAAUUAAUGGACUACGGGCUAACGUUACUUGAGUUAUGGGAAUUAUCCAUUAGCUCUGAUCAAAUUGAUGAUUGGCAAUUCUGGCGCGUGACUUGGAAAACAACUACAACUUUUAUUGAAAUGACCUUUGUUUUAGCAACAUCGCAAUUGACAUCAAGCUUUUACUCUGAACCACAUAAACGAAAAGAUAUUCAAGAUUUAAUGACUGAUGUGAAAUCUCGUAUGAUCAAUGUACAACGAUUAAUAAAAAAAUUAUUAGACACUGGCGCACGAAUUAAAACGGAGGAACAUGAGUUAAAAUCAGUUGAAAUAGUUUUGCGUGGAUUACAGCAGUUUAUCUCUAAGGCAUUAGGUACGGUUUAG